AUGUCGAACGCGGCAAGCUCAUCAGGUGAGUCGGCAGAGCCGGCGCACCCUCAUCAAACACCUGUAAUAUGCAUCAGACCAAACGGCCAGACAAGUCACACAGCCGACAGUUUUAAGUCGAAGCAAACGCCGCUCCCGAUAUUGAAUCCGAAAUCAGAGGCCCCUUGUGUGGCGAGUCCGUCGCCAUCCGCGCACAGUAGCACGGUGAAUGCCCUCGCUGCUACCACUGCCGGAUCCCAUAAUCCGCCGAGCACCCAUGGUGGGGCAGUGAACCGGAGUUCAUCCUGCGCUCUGCCUCUUAGCUCCACUCCUUCUGCGUUGGCGCCUGUGACACCACCGCCGGCAUUAUUGGACGCGCAAGGCGCUCACAGUCCUGCGACGGCACCCGCGACGCAAGCAGCUACGGCGCAGUCGCCGACAACUUGGGGCAAGGAUGCGUGUACGGCACUGCCUGCCGCAGCGCAGCUCUAUCUCGGUCCCACAGCUGUGGCGACGGUACGCAACGACCUCUCCGCGGCCGCAGCUGCGCCGCGGAAUGGCGCCUCGAACCUGGUCACCGACUAUCUCAGCACCAGCUCGUCAUCUUCAGGCUUCAGUCCGGGAAACAACUCGUCUCCACAUCACCUGCUGCCGACGGGGUUUGCGGUGCAUGUGGCUGAGGCUCCAAUGGGUGCGGAGGAGCUCACUAAAGUCGCGGCGGGCAAGCAGAGCGCCGUUAGUGAGCAGCUACUCAGUUCCGCUGCACAGCUGCAGACGUCCCCGCAUGAUAGCGACCCCCUCGCUCUCCAAGGCCCGUGCAGACCGGCUCACGGGGUGGCGGGCGCGCAAGUGCACCCCUCCUCGUCAGCACGCGACAACGAACCACAGAUACCCUCACAGAAAGACCCCACUUCUACGCUGUCGACCACGGAACAUGACGCCAGCUACACCUCCGGCUUGGCAAGCCGCAUGCGGGCGGUGGAUACAUCCACUACCGAAGGUGGCGAUGUCAUGGGCUCGUUUCACGGCACCGCGGAGGCGGGCACGGACUCGCCAAACAUGCCCAGGCUCCGCACGCGGAUGCACACUGAGCAGCAAGGGCCCGGCACAGGGGAGGGUCGCCUGAGCGACGCAAUCAGCGGCGCGGUGCUCGGCAAAGAUGUCAUGAAUGCGAACCCCUGCACUAUCGACUUUUCCGUCAGUGGUGUCGGCGGUGGCGGCAACAACGGCAACACCGUGAACGGCGCCUCGAUGACACUCGGCCGAAGCAUCAGCAGUCACUUCUCCGCCCCCAGGGGCCACGGCACGGGGUCCUCAACCCCCCCACCGCACCUCGCAGGCGACGAAGAUAAGUGCAAACUUGCCGCGGCCUGCUGUCGCAGCGACUGGGCUGCUCCGCGGCAAAGCAGCAGCGCCUCCUUCAACUGCACCUCUUCCUCCGCAGGAGCUGCAGCCGAACCCGUCAACACACCGACUCGAAUAACAACCAGCAGUACCGGCGCAGCGGCUGUCGAUAACCCGAGAGAGUCACCCUCGCUCUGGCAGCAUGACGAAAGCCUCGAGGGCACCUUUGAAGCCCUUGUCAGCACCUUACGCACAACCCCCUCCACAGCCAACGCCACUCCGGGUGACGUGGAGCCUGUGUCGCUGCAAGAGGCACAGCGAACCCCGGCGGGCCAGCAGAUGAAGCAACCGCUCCUGCAAACACUGGGGUUCAGCCUCCGCGACAGCAGCGGCGGCGGCGCUAGCACGAGUACGCAGAGCAAGCGACGGGCCGCCAAAAGUGACGCGGCCACCACUCUCUCCAUAGCGUCGAGUGGCGCUGCAGCAGCCAUGUCCGCCGGCGACGCUCAGCCUCAUUCCCCCAUGCUAGACCUCAACAACAAUACGGGUGCUCGACCCCCGCCGACAUCCACGGCCGCUCGCGAUACCUGUGAAGCGGGAGGCAAAGAGAGUAGUGGCGAGGAACUUGCGCAGACUACCGACACCGGAACCGAAGACAGAUCGCAGAUGCAGUUCAGCGGGGACUGCAGUGCGCCGGACCCGUGCAAAUCCGCGAUUCUGACGCCGUCCCCGCUUCAGCCCAUCGACGCAACAAAUCGCAACGGUUUGGAGAACCUCACCGGUCCUCCCGACGGAGACAGAGCUGCCGGCGGCGUGGGGUCGCCGACCGCUCGUCGCAGCCCCGUCGCGGACGACCACGCCAGCUUUCGCAGCAGCAACAGUGGUCUCUCGUCGUUGCUCGAAAAGUCAAGCGUGGAAGAAGGCGAGAAGAACUUCGGGCGAGCGAGUGCGGCAGCGACAGGGCACGACGCUCGGGUCGAUGCUUUGAGGGGCGCUGACCUUGUUAGCAGCCGGUGCGUCGGCAGUCUCGCUGCACGGAGUGAUGUACAGCCCUCUCCUGCUGUUGGGGUGCUGAAGGACAAAACCUUCACGGCGCACCGCCUCUCCGGCACCUCUGCUCCCGACACCCAGGCCGUGCUGCCGUCGUUCAACAUCGUUCCAGAACAAGACUCGGGGUUUCGCUCCUUCCCCCACUCACAGUCGCCGGGCUAUAGCGCGACUGGUUCAAACGACGAGAAUGGGCAGUCUGUGCACGGUGCCGCUGCAGCAACGCAUCCACCCGGCGCUGAUGCGACAGUCACUGCCGUGCGACUUCAGCCAAUACGGCGCAUGAAGUACGGCGAGGCUCCCGAUCCGCUAAUGGAGGCGUACUCCAUAGACCCCCUUCCUCGCAAGGACGCCUCCGGCAGCACGGCCGCCGCCGGCGCUGGCGGUGGUGCCGGUAGUAGAAACAGCAGCGGAAGCGGCGUCUUUUGCUCCUCGUUGCCGCUGUCCGCGCAGCGGCAGACAUACAGAGACGCGGUGACUUGGGCACCCGCCGCCAACUCCGCCACCCGUCCGCCUCUCAGCGAGUCUUAUGUGCACGAAAAAGGCGGCGCUCGUGCUGGGCUUGCCCGACGCCCUGACAACGUCACCGCCAACGGCGAUUGUGCAGGUUCCACCUCGUCUUGCACGUUUUCAGAUGGGUUGCUGGCGAACUCCACCGUGACGACCGUGGCGAGUGGCAGCUGGUCGCUUCUCGGCAGCGCAGAACAGCAGCCGCAGCGGCCCUGUCCGGUCGUGAUGGUCGGUGCGGUGGCCGAGGACGACGACAUGUGGGGCGCGCCGAUAUCAUCUGCACCGGCACCCGCAGCGCAGUCACCAGCCGAGGCAACUGUGAGGGCACCAGUGCGCCACGUCACCUUCGCCUCCCCGGCCACGACGCACUUUGUGGAGCCGCUUCCGUUGCCGUGGGUAGACAGCGACUACUUCUUGCCCAACUAUGCUUACAUGGAAUACAAGGACAGCGAGGAGGGAAGCCCGUCAGAGCAGCAGCAGCAGCAGCAGGUCGCCGAUGUGCCCAUGGUGGAUGAAGAGGAGGCGGAGGUGCUGCAAAGCGUUCUUCCCUUCCGCUUUCGGCACAGAAACGCACGCGCGCAGGCGUCAUCGCAGUUGUCUGGUGUCGCAGUGCAUCUGAGAGCCCCUGUUUGGGAGACCUGGUCACGUGGAAGCGACAGCAUGCGGAGCAAGACGAGUGCGGUGAGCACUGGCGAGGACGCACGUACGGAGUCGUGCGCGACGCACGCUCAGCAGCAGGUGGAAGCCGUCGUGCCAAUGCCCUCUCAUGGGAGUGGAGAGGAGGCGGAGGCGCGCCACGCUGCCGCGGAAAGGGCGCAAGGCGUCUUCUUUACAAAGGAGCGGUUGGCGUCACGUGCAGCGCUGAUGCGGUCUCGGCGUGCUGGUGUGCAAGCUGCAGGCAGCACCAGCGGCCCCGCGCUCCGCAUCCACCUCAAUCCCCCUUCGGUUGCUACCGCCAACACCAUUUCGCUCGCUCUGCCUGAUUUCGCUGCACCGGUCAUGUCUACCUCAGCUGCGACUUGGCACAAGAGCAAGGUGGCUCAGACGCGAUCCCCGCCCACGUCUGAUGACAACAAAGACGCUGCCAGGGGUGUCGACGACGACGGCGGCUUUGGUGGGUCGAUCCAGCAGCAAAAGCACGCGGCCCCGGCUCGACCAUUGGCCGAAACGGCGGCAUCACCCAUCGCCUCCCAGCCACUGACGAGGGAGCUGUGCGCACAGCUUCUUGCUUCCCUUGAGAGAGGAAGUGCUCCUGUGACGCAAUCGACCGCGUCAUUUGCACUUGAUACGGAGUGCGUCGUGGAUGUCCUACGCGACAUCUUCGGUGACACAGCUGCCGUGUCCGAUUCGCUGCACGGCGAACCUCUUUUACCGGCUGCGCCACCGGUGCCGAUCUCGGCGGAUGGCGCGUCGCCAGUCGAUCUCUUGGUCCCUGGUGAGUCGCUAUCCACCGUGGAGCGCAUCUUGGAGGCGUUGUCUUUCACCUCCCUCACGAGCCGCGCGUCCGGGGCCAGUCUGACCAGCAGCUGUGCAAUGGAAGCAUCGGUGUCCUCGGGCCCGCACUCGGGCGAACAGUCCUUUGCUGCCAGCGCUGGUGUCGCCGCUGCGGUGCUAAACGAUGGAUACGUUGUACCAUGGCGCAUGCACGCGACGGCAGCUGGUGUCACACAUCUUACUGGAGCGUCUGCAUCGACAGAUGGCAAGGGUCCGGUGCAGGCGGUGGACGGCACCGUCGCAGGUGUGUCAGCGGAGAUGGCGGCACUGCAAGAAGGCGAUUUCAAAGACGGCGCGGACGCGAGUGUUCAUCUGACACGACAACGGCUCUUCCCCUUGAGCGCGCACGACGCGAGCCCUCGCCGUAGAGGCACCGCAGCGUUGUCAGUGGCGUCGUUUCUGGGAACUCGACGGCUCCCAGACGCUCCCACCGCAGCGCAGUGGACCGAGAGAGACGUCCUCGUGGCGGUCCUGCAGGAACAACGCAGCAUGGCGCUAGAGUACGGCGGCGUUUCCGAGACGGAGCGUCUGGAAGAUGUGCUGAGAACGGCGUGCUCGUGA
Leishmania major strain Friedlin is the source of this 4935-nucleotide messenger RNA. RefSeq lists its product as hypothetical. Lineage: Eukaryota; Euglenozoa; Kinetoplastea; Trypanosomatida; Trypanosomatidae. The coding region runs from base 1 to 4935 and encodes 1644 amino acids. The transcript has a single exon. The record is from RefSeq and is a predicted model, not a curated record.